AAAAGUCAAUAUUGCAAGUCUUCUUCAUCUUCAAACUUUCUCCUUUUUCUCCAAUAGUCAAGGUUGAAUCUUCACACCAAUCAAACAUUGCAAAUUAAAUUUUAGUUUCAUACCAUCAUUAAAUACUAAUAGUCAAUACAUACUAUACUAUAUAAUAGUACAUACAUUUAGUAAGUCACAUAAUACUAUGACCAAUAUCUUUCAUUAAAGUCUUUCUUAUAUAGCUCUCUCACAUGAGAGCUUAGGAGCCAAAUAAUCAUGAAGAAAGGAUGUUUAGCUCCAAAUCUCAAACUCAAUGUUCCUUCAUCUAAUCAAGCUUCUUUUGCAAAGUUCUUGACUCAAAGUGGUACUUUUAAAGAAGGGAACUUGCUUGUUAAUAAAGAUGGAGUUAGAAUUGUUUCUCAAAGUGAAGUUGAAACUCAACCACCAAUCAAGCCAAUAGACAAUCAGAUAAGUUUGGCAGAGAUUGAUACAAUCAAAGUGAUUGGAAAAGGAAAUGGAGGGAUAGUCCAAUUGGUGCAACAUAAAUGGACUAAUCAGUUUUUUGCAUUAAAGCAAAUUCAAAUGAAUCUUGAGGAUGCAACAUGCAAGCAGAUAGCAAAAGAGCUAAAAAUCAAUCAAUCAGCACUAUGUCCUUAUGUUGUUGUUUGUUACCAAUCAAUCUAUGAUAAUGGCACCAUAUCAAUCAUCUUAGAGUACAUGGAUGGUGGGUCCUUAGAGGAUCUUCUCAACAAAGUUAAAACAAUUCCAGAACCAUUUCUUGCUGCAAUAUGCAAGCAGGUGCUGAAGGGUUUGAUGUAUCUUCACCAUGAGAAACACAUAAUUCAUAGGGACUUGAAACCUUCUAAUAUACUGAUAAAUCAUAGAGGGGAGGUGAAAAUUACUGAUUUUGGUGUAAGUGCAAUUAUGGAAUCUACAUCUGGUCAAGCAAAUACUUUCAUUGGUACAUACAACUAUAUGUCUCCAGAAAGAAUCAAAGCAAGCGACAGCGAACAAGGCUACAAUUACAAAAGUGAUAUAUGGAGCUUAGGACUGAUGUUGCUCAAGUGUGCUACUGGGAAGUUUCCAUAUACACCGCCAGAUAACAGUGAAGGAUGGGAAAAUUUGUUUCUGCUUAUUGAAGCAAUUGUUGAAAAACCUUCACCGAGUGCUCCACCUGAUGAAUGUUCUCCUGAAUUUUGCUCAUUUAUCUCAGCAUGUUUACAGAAAAAUCCGAGGGACAGACCAUCAACUCGAAACCUAUUGAGGCAUCCUUUUGUCAACAUGUAUGAUGACUUGCAUGUGGAUCUUUCAGAUUAUUUCUCCAAUGCAGGGUCUACACUUGCAACCAUUUCAAACUAAGCAUUUCUAUUUUUGGACUUUAUUCGAUCUAAGGGUAAAAGGUUAUUCUAAUUUGAAUGUAGUUCACUAUAUGAACAAAAUGAGGCAGUGGUUUGUAAGUGUAAACUGAAAACACAACAGAUGAUCAUGUUUUGGUGAUCCGAAAUGAUAUGACCGAAUUCUUAUUUUCUAUUAGA
Molecule: messenger RNA, 1517 nt
Organism: Medicago truncatula (barrel medic)
Lineage: Eukaryota; Viridiplantae; Streptophyta; Magnoliopsida; Fabales; Fabaceae
Product: mitogen-activated protein kinase kinase 2
Exons: 8
Coding region: 259-1341 (360 amino acids)
Biological process (GO): MAPK cascade; protein phosphorylation
Molecular function (GO): MAP kinase kinase activity; ATP binding
Source: RefSeq, a predicted model, not a curated record